Molecule: messenger RNA, 6996 nt
Organism: Vespa crabro (European hornet)
Lineage: Eukaryota; Metazoa; Arthropoda; Insecta; Hymenoptera; Vespidae
Gene: side
Product: neural cell adhesion molecule 1
Exons: 13
Coding region: 3144-5537 (797 amino acids)
Molecular function (GO): protein binding
Source: RefSeq, a predicted model, not a curated record
UAAAUAAACGAUUCGCUCUAAGCCGAAACGAUCCUGAAAUAAUAAAAACGUGGAGUUCUUUUCUAGAGAUAGUUGGAGCGAGUAGAUUAGAAGGAAGGAUAAACCGUGUGCAAACGCGCCCGAAUGAAUUUUUAAUGAAAAACGAAUCCAAAGUUCGCGGCUGUUCAAAAAAGUGGACUGAAAAAAAAAACACGAGGAUUCUUGAAACAGAUAGCAGAAAGAUCACGUAUACGUAUAUCCAUGUAUCGUUCUACUAAAUUCUACUGGAAGUGGAUACACUUAUAUUAGUUAUAAAAAAAAAAAGAAAAAAAAAAUAGAAAAAUCAUUCUAGCUUGGGUAGGAACGUGCAAAAAAGUAUCGUCUACUUGCACCGCGAAAGGGAAUUCCAUUUUGAGUGUGACACGAAAUCGAUAUUUCCUCUUAGUCUUAUUUACUAACACUCACGAGGGUAAAUUAACACUCGUCUUUGGUUCGUGGACGCACGUACUCAACCGAAUACACUAACAAUAAAGAAAUUUACUGUUUAACACCACGUAAACGAACAAAGCAAAUACCGACCCUUUUAUUCUAUUAUACUAAUAACGCAAUGAUGCUAUCCAUUUAACUUCAUAUUCAAAAUUUUAAUGCAUAUUCCUUAUCCUCCUCUGAUUCAUUAUUUCUUUCUUUCCGCAAAAUUUCUCUUAAAUCUUCAUUAGGAUUUAUGAUAAUAGAAAGAAGAUUUAAAAAUUGAAUAACUUAUUCGAUAAUUCUCUUAUCAUUAAUCGAUUGGCGAUCGAUGAUUAAAAGGAUCAACAAAAUCUGUUUAGAUGCGGGACAUAUUCCAGACCCUCGCAUAAGAAGGAAAGACUACGCCCUCAAACACGGGAGUCGAGUGUUCUCUCUCUCUCUCUCUCUCUCUCUUUCUCUCUCUCUCUUCGGUUCACUCACUUCUUCCUACACGAUCCAGGAUCCGCGUAAUCGGGUGUACCAUGAUAUGCCAGAAACUCACCCCACAUUCAUUCCACCGUUGCGCACUCGUUUUCGUCUCUCCCUUCGUCCGAAACACAUGGAGGAGAGCAGGCGAAAAAGAGAGAGAGAGAGAGAGAGAGAGAGAGAGAGAGAGAGAGAAAGAGAAAGUGAGAGAGAGAAAGGGAAUGGGCGGGAGGGAAAAAGCAAGAGCGAGACGAAGAUAGGUCGCUCGGCACGCGGCGAAGCGGAACGCGCGUAUUUCGAAGCUCCUCGGUUGAGCGUGCGCGCGAGUAUGUGCGCGUCUUACCAUCUGUAGCCGUAUAUUAAAGUUGGGACAACGAUGGGAUGACGUUGGGACGCGCGGAGAUUGGAAAUAUAUCAAAGGAGGAUAGAUAGAUCGAUUAUUACGAAAAGUUUUAUUUAAUUUUCCACAAUGACGCUCUGAAAAUUCUGAAAUCGUCGUUCUUAAUGAUAUAUUAAUUUUUUAUGCUUUUUGUUUUCUUUUUUUUUUUUUUUUUCUUUUUUUCAAAGAAAUAUCAUCGAUAACAAAAGCAAGCAAAAGUUUCGUGCCAGUCGUUGCCGUUGCGACAAGGAGAAUCUUUUAAAGAGAAAGAGUAAGAAAGAUAUCAUCGUCAAUAGUACUUUCGCUUUUCGAAUUAUCGAGAAAAAAAUAUCGAAAUUGAAUUAUUAAAGAAUAUCGAUUACGGUUUCCGCGAUCUGAAGCCUUCGUUCUUUGCCAAGAAGAGACGCUUCAGGAAUACUUCGGAAUUUCGGCCACGCGUUUUCCGCGAGGGCGGAAAUUUGAAAUGAUUUAUCGUCAUCCUUCGUCUAUCGAAAUUUGCCAACUUUUCCUACCGUUAGACCAAUGACAAAAUAGUUCAAGAUUUAUCGUGAACCCUUCGUAAGAGAUAUAAAUAAGUGACGUUUCGAUGCUUUCUCAGUAGUACGAGAACGGUGACAAGACAGAAGUAAUCCGUUUGUUUAACGAUCACAGAUAUUCAAGGAAAUUCUAUUGAGAGAAAUUUUUGAAAGUUCAAUGUUCGGUCGAUCAAAGAGGAUGAAAGACGAGUAAGCAAAAGCCUUAUAGAACAGUGACAAAUGUAAAUAGAAGGGUAGAAUUUGCUUGAAGAUUUAGCCACCUGAUCGUUGAAUCUAAAUCGAACGAUCCGUCGUACGAAAAAAAGGAAAACUAUCGCUAAGAAUAACGCGUAGAGGCGCGAAAAAGAAACAAAUAAAAAUAAAAAGUUAAUCCGUCUUGGAGAUACGGGAUCAAAGUUGAGAUUCUUGUAAGAGAGGGUGGACGCGAAAGAAGAAGAAGAAAAGGACAGGAAUGAAGAGGAAUAAAAAAGAGGAGGAAGACACGGAGGAAGACGAAUAAAAAGAAAAGAAUAAACUCUCCAAAGAAGAAAGGGAGAAAGAAAGGGACAUUCGGCGUCUCGACGUCUCCGACGACGGGACAAGUAUUGACCGAGUCAAAGGAAAUAUCGGCGUGUUGUGAGGGAGAAGCGAAAGGGUUGCCGAACGGGAGUUAGUGCGAGAGAGGAAACAGGAAGGGGACAAAGAGAGGUCCGUUGCUCCGACAAAAAGUGCGACCGGCUCGUUUUGUUAAUCAAAAAGAUUCCACGAGCCGGCCGCGACGUGUCCGGCGUAAUAACGAGCACGUGUGAGCGAACGAGCUAGUGUCCUAGCCUCUUUGUGAGAAAAGGCUCGUGAGGAUUGUAAAAAAGAGAAAGCUGAAUGAACAGUUCAUUGGGAAUGUCUUAAUUUCCACGAUUCCCUUGCAUUUAUUUCUUCGAAAUAUAGAACUACUUUUCUAGUAGUUGGGCGAACGAAUAUCGAGAUUUUUCGUUUCUUAAAUCGUUCUUGCAACUUUGAGAACGUUUUUAACGGAAUGAUUCGAAAGAACGCGAUAUCUUGUGUUAAAAAAGAAAAAUAAUAAAAGAUACGACGACGACGACGCGACAUAAUUGAGAAUGAGAGGAAAAUCUUACGAAAGGAACGAGAGCUCGCGAUCGAUCCUGUCGACCGCGGUGCAUCCGUUCGAGAAUCGAGCACGUCCGGAGUUUUUCAAGGAGAAAGCUUCCCGUUGAUUCGUUCUCGAGCUUGCAACUCGAAUGUUCAUCGAUCGAAUGAGGAGAAACUGUUUUGGGGGCGGUGUUUCGCACGUCGGCAAGAACACCUGAGCUCGAUUCGAGAUGCGCUCCGCGAUCGGAUGUAGUAUCUUUCCAACGAGUUUGCUGAUGUUGCUGACAUUGCUUAAAACACGAACGAGCGAAGCGACUCCUAUGCCAGAGGAAAAUCUCUUUCAAAACAAAGUACCUGUCAAAUUGAUAUGGGCCAACGAGGGAGAUGACGUCGAAUUACCAUGUGACAUAACGCCUCCAACUCCUACAGAUUCCGUUAAUAUGGUACUCUGGUUUAGAGAUAGUGCCGGGAUACCUCUUUACAGCCUAGACGCUAGAAGCGGUAAUUUAAGUGCUGCAAUUCAUUGGGCCGACGGCGAUGACCUUGGAAGGCGUACUUAUUUUCAAAUGGGCGACGGUCAACGAUCAAAAUUGAAGAUCACCAAAGUCACAUAUAAGGAUCAGGGUUUAUUCAGAUGUAGAGUUGAUUUCGUCGAUUCCCCAACAAGGAAUUUCAGAGCGAACCUCACCCUCGUCGAGAAACCGACGAAACCAGUGAUAUAUGAUGCCCAGGGACGCGAGGUAACAGGCAUAGGCGGCCCUUUUCUCGAGGGCUAUGGUCUUCUUUUGACCUGCCAAGUGUCAGGAGGAAGACCAAAACCUUCCGUAACGUGGUGGAAGGACGGUGAGCUACUUGAUGCUGUAGAUGACACUCCCACAAUUGGCUCGUUGAGCAAGUUCACAAUAAAUCAUCUUUUCAUUGGCAAAGUUACGCGGGCAUUAUGGGGCACAAAACUUGAAUGUAGAGCUCAGUCUGCCCCAAUGGCGAAACCUAUUAUUCGAGAAGUACCUCUUGAUAUUUAUCUUAAACCGGCCGUGGUGAAAAUCAUUUUGAGCGACGAAGAAAUGUACGCCGGUCGUCCGAUCGCUGCAAAAUGCGAAACUUGGGGUAGUUCUCCAGCUGCCAGAAUUAUUUGGAGAUUAGGCGACGAAGUGAUCGGUGAUCCUAUUGUUUCCAUUACACAGAGAAGUAAUUCCACCGUUAGUAAGAUCGUUCUUGCUCUCGGAAAAAAUGACGAUGGCAAAGAACUUGCUUGCAAAGCCGAAAAUCCUAGAUUUCCUGGUGGCGUUCUCGAAGAAACAAAAUCUCUUCGCGUUCUUUACGCACCGGUUUUAACGGCUCACCUGGCAACAGGAUAUAUUCUAAAUACAUUGAGAGAAGGGGAUGAUCUGAAAUUGGUCUGCGACGUUCAGAGCAAUCCACCGCCGACAAAGGUCAUUUGGUAUCACGACGAUAUACGAUUAGAGCAUGACGUGAGCGCCGGUAUUUUGGUAUCCUCCAAUACGCUCACUCUUCGUGUUCUCACUCUCGACCACUCUGGUGAAUACUCUUGCGAAGCUACAAACUUUGUUGGACAAGGACGUAGUCUGCCUCUUCUUAUUCACAUGAAGUAUGCUCCAAGAUGUAGAGAGGGUUAUGAGAGGCGAGAAAUAGCGGCUGUUCGACACGAAACGGUGACCUUGAGAUGCGAAAUCGAAGCAGUUCCAGACGAGUUGAUUCGAUUUUCCUGGAGCUUCAACGGAACGCGAGGCGACGUCCUACCGUUACCAAAUUCAAGAGUUCGGGAUAAUGGCCUCGUUAGUUUACUGGAUUAUACUCCUAGUGCGGAUACUGAUUACGGUACUCUCGCUUGUUGGGCUAGUAACAGCAUAGGAAGGCAAAGGUUACCAUGUUUGUUCAACGUAGUACCGGCAAAAACACCACAAGCACCGAUAGAUUGUUCGUUACGCAACGAAAGUAGUUCCUUAGAAGUAAAUUGUAUUCCUGGUUCGGAUGGUGGUUCACCGCAGCACUUCCUGCUGGAGGUUCGUGGUCCCUUUGGUAGUUCUGGCAUCGUACAGGUCAUUCCACAAACCCUUCAAACACCCCAAAGCGAUCAAGGUGCAGUGAGCGAAGCACCGCCUAUAUAUCAAGAAAGAAAUCCAAGUCCUACUUUUCGACUUCACGAUCUCAAGCCAGGCUAUGAUUAUACUAUUUACGUAUAUGCCGUCAAUGGACGUGGAAGAAGCGAGCCCACUCUUCUUAAACAUGUACAAGUUGCUGAACCAAUCGGUGGAAAGCUCGAAAGUACUGGGAUUUUUCUCGAAGAUUUGAAGAAAGCCAUUCCUCAAGUCGAUUCGCAAAGCAUGAUCAUCGUAAUGGCUUUGAUAGGUGCAGCGGCAUUGAUUUUGGUAGGCAUCGGUAUAGUGAUUGGUUUGGCAAUUUGCAAAAGAAGAUCCAACAGGCCCGUUGUUUCGAGUCCUGAUGAUUUUACUACACCAACUUAUAUACCCGCACAAAGAAUCGAACCGAGAAUUAGAUAUACGACCGACGGCAGACACUCACAAAGAAGAAGCUUGUAUGUCGAAGAAAAUCGAAAUGACCCUGAUAUUUUGCAACAAGUGGAAGUCGACUUACAAGUCUAACGGCGAAAAUUUUAAACGAGCGACGUGACUUGCUUGCGAAAGCAUAAUCGUACCACCAGUAUUUUAAUUAAGAAAAUGAAAUCUAUAAUUGUAACUUUCACAAUUUUUCCGAUUAACUCGCGAAGUAUAAACAUUAGCAUAGAUAGUAUUAUUCGCUGAAAAAAAAUAAUAGUGUACAGUAUUUCGUGACAAACGAGUAAAGCUUAACAGUAAACGUUGUCGAUAUGUUAAAUAUUUUACUUCAUAUUGUACAUUAGAUUUUAGCAUGAGAGCGCGAUAAUUAAGAUAAUAAAUAAAUUAAUAAUAAGUAGAUAAAAAAAAGAAAAGUAUAUAAAUCGCUUAGCCAAAGAUGUACGUACAUUUAUUUUUCCAUGGCUUGCGUGAUACAUGCAUAUUGUAAUUCCAAUAGUAAUUCCUACUUUCGUUGUAAUCCUAUUCUUGAUGUAAGUAACUUAUAAAACAUUAUACCUCAUUCGAGUAAAGCAAGCGGGCGCCAACUUAAGAAGCGCAUAGUAUAUUUUAAGCUUAUCAUUAAGAAAAUGCCAUUAGCGUAACAACAAGCGUAUCGUGUCGAUAAAGUUUAUCUUGCUUUUAUAUACAAACAUGUAAAUAUUUUUAAAAAAUGACAUGCGUAUCGAAGAAAAUUAAAUGAAAAAAUAUAUUGUAAAUUAUAACAAUCCUAAAAAAAAAAACAGUGUUCCUGUUAAAAAUUAAAUCCUUAUAUCCUGUAUUAUUUUCGAAGAAAAUUCGAAACAAAACCGACGACUAAUUUGAAGAUUUCUCCAUCGAGUUUACGCUAUUCCAAGAAAUCGAAUGAACUAUAUCAAAUUAGUUAGCAAAAUAACUAUGUAUAGUUAUAUAUUUAAUUUAACUAAUAUCGAACCAAGUUAUAGUUUAUGAAUGGAAAAAUCAAUAAGUGGAAAAUACUCGAUAAAAAUCGUUGAAUCAAUUGCAUUCGAGUAUUUUUGAUCACGUCAAUUAUUUUGAAUAUUGCAAUCAAUUUACAUGUAUGUAGAUUGAACAUACAUAUAUAUCCGAAUACGUAGUAUGGAUCAUAUGGAUUCUGAAAAGCGUUCAUUCAAAUUUGCGGCGACCAUCCGACUUGCUUGCAUUCUGUCGAAACUUUUUACAAUAAUUUCGUGGACGAAUCUGCUUUACAUUCAUGGUCAUUCGCCGAACGUUUUCCACCAAGACCAGUCCAACAGUCCAUUAACGUAAACCUCAUCAACGUCAGAAUAAUCAUAUCACAAAACAGGACAGAUAUUCCAUUUCCACAAAUUAGCACUCGCGCAUGGUUAUGAAUCGGAGAAUAAAUAUCAUUAGUGACGUCAGUAAUAUUUUUGCUAAUGGCGCUUUGCGUCUGGCAAUAAUUUUUCAUUAUGAAUAUCUUUCAAAAUUCGCUAACCAGAAUCUGAAAAAUGAUUGGGUGACAACCAUGAGAGAAAACUCCUCGAAAUAA